Suillus subalutaceus is the source of this 812-nucleotide messenger RNA. RefSeq lists its product as uncharacterized. The record is from RefSeq and is a predicted model, not a curated record. NCBI's taxonomy places the organism in Eukaryota, Fungi, Basidiomycota, Agaricomycetes, Boletales, Suillaceae. The annotation marks the transcript as partial. The transcript has 11 exons.
AUGGCGGUAUAUCAGCUAAAUCAUGAACGUGAUCGUCAUACAUGCAUCAAGUUCGCCGCCGCUCCCUUACUCCCAUCCUUUAACAGUAUGACCCUAGUCUCGAAUGAUCCCAGCUGGUGGCCAUUCAUUAAUUCCCAUUAUAUCUUCAGCUACUUAACAGUUGCCGCUUCUGUUGGGGUAAUCUACGAAUGGGUACUCCCAGCGCUUACGUUUGAACAAGAGAUUGAACUGUUCUGGAGGCAACGCUGGUCCUUGAUGACCGUUCUGUAUCUCAGUGUACGCUAUGUUGGAAUAGGAUAUGUUGUCCAAUGUUAUGACAAUCUCAAUCACAGAUUCGGUCGUGUUAUGUACCUUGCACUUGGAAAGCACGAACGAGGUCGUGAAUGUAAUGCUGGGUGCCAAGUCAUCAUGAUCGCUCGGCUGAAUGUCAUGUAUCAGCGAUCCAGAAAGGUGCUGGUAUUUCUCGUUGUCAGUCUUUCUGGCCGUCAGAAUCGCCAACGCAGUGAUUGCCGCGAUAUCCAUGAUGCAUAUUUCAAGGAAGUCGUUCUCUCUGGCACCUAUGUAUGCAACAUCGACUACGUGGGAGAUACCGUACUUCUGUAUACCAUCACUUGGAUACUCGCCCUUGCAUGGGAGGUCCUUCUGCUGUGUCUCGCAGUUCGGAUUGCUGUAAAGCGCUUGCGUGAACUGCGAAAACACUCACAAAGAGGUAUUUUUAGAGACUGUUUCACGGUACUAAUGAAAACUCACGUGAGUUACUUUGCGAGUUUUCUUGCAGUCUCUUGCUUUUACGUCGGUUUUUCUUCUCCGAC